This is a messenger RNA of Papilio polytes (common Mormon), 1347 nucleotides long. RefSeq names its product gustatory and odorant receptor 22-like. Gene Ontology annotation, cellular component: membrane. The record is from RefSeq and is a predicted model, not a curated record. Lineage: Eukaryota; Metazoa; Arthropoda; Insecta; Lepidoptera; Papilionidae. Gene Ontology annotation, biological process: sensory perception of taste. The coding region runs from base 37 to 1335 and encodes 432 amino acids. The transcript is spliced from 9 exons.
GAUUUUUGAGCACUAUCAUAGUUACAUUGAAGUAAGAUGAUUCCGGAUCAUUUAUUCGAUGAAGGAAUCAAUAAUUCUCUGUUGCACAAAGAUAUGCAGCAUUUGCAACAGAAUAAAACAGUAUACGAUCGAACGCAAAAAGACUAUGAACAAGAACAACGUGAUCUGCUGUCGUCACAAGAUGGCGACACAUGCGAGAUACACGACCAGUUCUAUCGUGACCAUAAAUUGCUGCUAGUGCUUUUUAGAGCGCUUGCCGUGAUGCCCAUCACUCGCUCUAGACCAGGUACGAUCACAUUUAGCUGGACAUCAUCGGCUACUAUUUACGCAAUAUGUUUCUAUAUUCUGACCACCGUUAUAGUUUUAAAUGUUGGCUACGAACGUAUUAUGAUAUUGCGAUCUAUUCGAAAAUUCGACGACUACAUUUACGCGAUUCUUUUCGUCGUGUUCCUCGUUCCUCAUUUCUGGAUUCCAUUCGUCGGUUGGGGAGUCGCUCAUCAGGUUGCCAUUUAUAAAACAAAUUGGGGAAAGUUCCAGGUAAGAUAUUACAAAGUGACUGGAGAGAAUCUUAAAUUUCCUAACUUGAAGUUGUCGAUCAUGAUCAUCAGUGUGGGCUGUUUGUUAUUGGCUGUUUGCUUCUUACUCAGUCUAUAUGCUCUGCUGGACGGGUUCCUCUUGAGACACACGAUAGCGUACCUCCAUAUUAUAACGAUGAUUAACAUGAACUGCGCUCUCUGGUACAUUAAUUGCAAAGGGAUCAAGAUAGCUUCGCAGAGCCUCUCUGAAUGCUUCCGAAGAGACGUGGGCAUAGAGUGCUCUGCAAAGCUGAUAUCUCGCUACCGUUACUUGUGGCUGAAUCUGUCAGAGCUCCUCCAGUCGCUGGGGAAUGCUUACGCGAGAACAUAUUCCACGUACUGCCUCUUCAUGUUCUUCAACAUAACAAUAGCAAUAUACGGUGCGCUAUCUGAGAUCGUAGAUCACGGCUUCGGGUUCAGUUUUAAAGAAGUCGGUCUGUUCGUUGACGCUGUCUACUGCUCCGCUUUGCUAUUCAUCUUCGCUGAUUGCUCGCACAAAUCCACUCUCAAGGUAGCUGCUGGUGUGGUUGAAACUUUGAUGUCUAUCGACGUACUGUCAGUAGAUAGGCCGACCCAAAAAGAGAUUGAUCACUUCAUUCAGGCCAUUGAAAUGAAUCCAGCUGUAGUAAGUCUGAAGGGCUACGCUCAUGUUAACAGGGAACUGUUAACUUCUGCAGUGAGCAUGAUUGCUAUCUACCUGAUCGUUCUUCUACAAUUCAAGAUUUCUUUACCAAAAGAUCUCCAAAUACCAACUUCGUAAUACGUAACGACU